GCACCAUCCACGACGCAGCAGAAAUGGCACCCACAAAUAUAGUCAUUAUCGGUGCAUCCUUUGCCGGCAUCCCCAUUGCACACUCGCUCAUCAAGGAUGUCCCAUCUGCCAAAGUCACCCUGAUCAAUCCGAGUUCGACUUUCUAUUUUCCCGUCGCUGCCCCACGGAUUCUGGCGAAGCCUGCGGCGUUUCGAGAAGAGCAAUAUCUAAUUUCGAUUCAGGAUGCGUUUAAACAUUACUCAGGAAAAUCGUUCGAGUUUGUCCUUGGGCGCGCGACGUCGAUUAAUGUUGAGGGGAAAACUGUUACGAUAGAUGACGACAAAACCAUCUCAUUUGAUUAUCUUGUUAUCGCCUCGGGGAGCACAACUGCGUCUACGAUAACGCAGAAUGGCACACCAUUCCCAUUCAAACAGUCCGGUUCGGACAACAUGUCAGCUCUGAUCGGGGACGCUCAGAACGCCAUCUCCCGCGCUAAAAGAAUCGUCAUCGGAGGUGCUGGACCUAUCGGUGUCGAAUUGGCAGGAGAGAUCGCAGAAGCAGCCGAGGAAAGAGGGAAGGAAGUCUCCAUCACUCUAGUCUCAGCCAGCGCACGGGUGUUGCCUAUCCUCAAGCCCAGUGGAAGCGAUGCCGCCGAAUGGCUUCUCACGCAGAAGAAUGUGGAGAUCUUGAAGUCCUCCAAAGUAACAGCCGCUACCCAAGCAGAUGAUUCCACCUGGACUGUCACCUUGGACAACGAGAGGCAGCUCGAAGCCGACAUCUACAUCCCCACUACCGGCGCACUCCCAAACAACACCUUCAUCCCGAAAGAACUCCUCGAUGAAAGCGGCUGGGUGAACGUCGACAGCAGCCUCCGCGUACAGAGUGAAACUUCUCAAUCCCUACCCAUCUACGCCGCCGGCGACAUUACCAACAACUCAAUGCGACUAUCCUUCAAAGCAACCGAACAAGCGGCCGUUGUCGCAGCGAACCUCAAAGCGGACAUUCUCGGGUCUGGCAAACGGCGCUCUUAUGAUCAGGGCAAUUGUAUCAUGAUGCUUGUUCCUGUUGGUGCGUCGGGCGGAACAGGGCAACUUUUUGGAUUUACGCCGUUCAGUAUGUUGGUUCGGCUGGUUAAGGGGAGGGACUUUUUCAUAUCCAAGGCGUUGGAGGCUGUUGCUGCCAAGUGAUUUUGGCUUAGAAUAUCAUCAGACCAUUGUGCUUCGGAGCUAGCUUUAGAUGAUUAGAUUAAUAGUACCUAGUAAUGUCUUUUUAUAAAUACAUGUAUCUACAAAGUCAUGAUAUUCAUUGCCGCGGCUGUCUGAUGUCUAGACGGUCGCCCGUGUAGAUGUCUAUGCCGUAUUCUUCCUUUAUUCGACCCUGGUGUCGAUCUCUACGUCGGGAUGAUAACAAUGGUUUUAAAUUAACCCAAUAGGCAUAUGAGAUAAAAAUUGAUCAAUUUAUAUAAAG
Aspergillus wentii DTO 134E9 is the source of this 1446-nucleotide messenger RNA. RefSeq names its product NAD(P)/FAD-dependent oxidoreductase. Gene Ontology annotation, molecular function: flavin adenine dinucleotide binding; electron-transferring-flavoprotein dehydrogenase activity. Gene Ontology annotation, cellular component: cytoplasm. Lineage: Eukaryota; Fungi; Ascomycota; Eurotiomycetes; Eurotiales; Aspergillaceae. The record is from RefSeq and is a predicted model, not a curated record. The coding region runs from base 24 to 1166 and encodes 380 amino acids. The transcript has a single exon.